This is a messenger RNA of Astyanax mexicanus (Mexican tetra), 1310 nucleotides long. RefSeq lists its product as uncharacterized. The transcript is spliced from 4 exons. The record is from RefSeq and is a predicted model, not a curated record. NCBI's taxonomy places the organism in Eukaryota, Metazoa, Chordata, Actinopteri, Characiformes, Acestrorhamphidae. Bases 312 to 1310 code for a protein of 332 amino acids.
AAACUACAAAACUCCACAUGUGUUCAUUCAUAGUAUUGAUGCUUUCAGUAAGAAUCUACAAUGUAAAUAGAAAAUAAAGAAAACUCAUUGAAUGAGAAGGUGUGUCCAAACUUUUGGCCUGUACUGUAUAUUUUAAAAAAAUAUUGUUAUUGCGCAAAAGCGAACGUGAUAUCAGAGAGCAGAAGGAGGAUUAGCGAGGCACAGCUAAUGGCUCAACUGCUCCCCGUUAUUCCUUAAAAAACGAGAAUUAGCUUAUAACGCUUAAUCCACCUUCUUUCCAGAAAUCGGCACAUUUUUGGUUAGAGGACACAAUGAGGCACCAGCAGUGCCCUAUUUGCCACGUCACAUACUCGAAUCUUCCUAAGCACCUGACGGGAUUCCACAACGUGGCGAAUCCCAAAGAGAAGGCCCUGCUCCUGAGCCUCUCCAGCGGACGCGUGAAGGGAUUGUUCCGAUGUGAGGAGCCUCAAUGCGGGAAAACGGUUAAAAGGCUCGACAGGCAUUACGCAGAAUGCCACAUUGAUAAAACGUCCGAUGAAGCUAAGAGCAUUGUCACAAGGUGCAAAAAUCAAUACAUCUUGGAACAGCUAGGAAAACUGAGGGAAACCCAUCCCCAAGUGCUGAUGGUCAGCGUGCUGGAUUUGGGCGGCAGGCAGACCACCCAGGAUGACCGAUGGACCCGACCACCCCCCGACGCACCAGAGACAUCGGCGGACCCAGCCUGCAGCCAGGGACAUCAACGGACCUCCCGUUUGCAAGCGGGAUGCCUGGGACUUCUGGGGAAUUCCCGCCAGAAAGCGGAAGUCCUGGGGACGUCCAUAGACAUCCCAACCGACACUGAAACACCUGAAAUGUCCACAGAUGUCAAACCAGAGCCAGCGCCGGCGGAGACCACCCAGGACCUCACACCCAACUGCUCAAACACAGACUGCCAGCGGCUCCUGAGAGAAAAUCAGGAGCUCAAGGCACGUCUGGGUUUGGGUAAGGGAGAAUGCCCCAGGCAGGACUGCCAGCAUAAAAGCCAGGAGCUUUCCAGGCUGGUGCAGCUCUACAUGGCAAGCCCCCAAAAGAAGCUCCGAAAUAAAUUUUCCAGAAAGGAUGAUUUUGAAACAGAGCAUGCCCCAAAAUAUGAACAAGUCCUACAAGACUUUUUUGUCUUCUGUGUCGGGGCCAAUCCUUCAAGCAAAGUGAAAGACAACGGCAAUACCUGCCGGAGCCACGUCCGCAGGUUUCUUUUGUUUGCAGGAGAGGGCAAGCUCCUGAAGGGGGACUUUUCCUUUUUAGCCGACUCAACGAAGAUUUCAGAGUAA